This is a messenger RNA of Oncorhynchus nerka (sockeye salmon), 1389 nucleotides long. RefSeq names its product neuronal-specific septin-3-like. The transcript is spliced from 9 exons. Bases 230 to 1339 code for a protein of 369 amino acids. The record is from RefSeq and is a predicted model, not a curated record. Gene Ontology annotation, biological process: cytoskeleton-dependent cytokinesis; intracellular protein localization. Gene Ontology annotation, cellular component: septin complex; cell division site; septin ring. Lineage: Eukaryota; Metazoa; Chordata; Actinopteri; Salmoniformes; Salmonidae. Gene Ontology annotation, molecular function: GTP binding; GTPase activity; molecular adaptor activity.
GCCAGACAGAGAGACAGACAGAGACAGAGAGAGGUAGAGGAAUUAGAGGCAUCAGCUCAAAUCCUCCCCAUCGCCUCUCCAGCUCAGGAAAGCGAGUGAGUGGAUAAACUGAGCAAAGAAAGAGAAGCAAAAUAAGGACUUUCUUCUUCUCUGCCUGGUGGGCAGGCAGCUGUAUGGUUGGGGACUGGGGCGUGGAGAGAGAGAACAGGAAUCAGACUGGCUUUUGUGAAUGAGAGAAGACACAACUAAGGUGCUGGAGCAGGAGAUACCCGCCUCGAUGGAGGAGAGAGGGAUGGAGGAAGUGAAACCGUCAGCAGUAGAAGACAAAGCAGCAGCAGAGGAAGCUGUGGAGGAGAGAGUAGCUCAGGAGAAGACAGAGGACAGCACAGCGCAGAAUAAAGAGACGGAGGAGAGAGAAAUGGAGAGAGAAGUACAUGUAGAGAGAGAGAUGGAGGGAGAGGUAGAGGUAGAGGUCGUGACCCCUUGCCCUACAGAGAGCCAUGGUCUCCAGGGAACCAUUAAAGGUCAUGACCUCUUCGGCUACGUGGGCAUCGAAGCUGUUCUGGACCAGAUGAGACGCAAGACCAUGAAGGCUGGCUUCGAGUUCAACAUCAUGGUCGUGGGUCAGAGUGGACUAGGGAAAUCCACCCUGGUCAACACUCUGUUCAAGUCUAAAGUCAGCCGCAAGUCCUGCAGCCCAAACUACGAAGAGAAGAUCUCCAAGACUGUCAAACUGCAGUCCGUCAGCCAUGUGAUAGAGGAGAAGGGAGUGAAGAUGAAGCUCACAGUGAUUGACACGCCAGGAUUUGGAGACCAGAUAAACAACGAAAACUGUUGGGAGCCUAUAGUGAGUUAUGUUAAUGAGCAGUAUGAGAGGUACCUGAAAGAAGAGCUGUACGUCAACAGGAAGCCGAGGAUCCCUGACACACGCGUCCACUGCUGUGUCUACUUCCUGCCUGCCACCGGACACUGGUUACGUCCCAUAGACGUGGAGUUCAUGAAGAGGCUGGGGAAGAUAGUCAGCAUCGUACCGAUCAUCGCUAAGGCAGAUACACUCACCAUGGAGGAGAGACAAGAGUUUAAACAGAGGAUAAGACAGGACCUGAAGGCCAAUGGGAUCCGAGUCUACCCUCAGACGGAGUACGACGAAGAUCCAGAGGACAGGAUACUCAACGACAAGAUCAGGGAAAACAUUCCGUUUGCGGUGGUGGGGACAGACAAGGAGCACCAGGUAAACGGGAACAAGGUCCUGGGCAGGAAAACCAAAUGGGGCAUCAUAGAGGUUGAAAACGUGGCACAUUGUGAGUUUACCAACUUGAGAGAUCUGCUGAUUAGGUGAGUUCCAGUUACACAUACAACCACUCACCCCCACAUGUAUGUACACACGCA